CCGUUUAUGAGAACUUUAUCCAUUCAAAUUCCGACUUUCUCUCUCUACUUUUUUUUUAUCCUCUCUCUAAAAUUUAAUUAAUGACCUGCGCCUCUAUCCUCCUUAUUUAAGCUCCAUAUACUACUCUCCCCUGCACUCUAGGACCAGCUCUCUCUCUCUCUCUAGCACUCUUGGAUCAGCUCUUUCUCUCUCUCUAGAGAGCAAUGGUGGCGACCUCAGUUAAGUUGUUUAGGCUACUGGUUUUGAGUUAUGUUAUGCUAUGCCAUGGCGCCGAAGCUUCGCAUGAGCACUACCACACCUUAGACAAGGUAGAGCCAACAACUGUGAAGCCAAUGCACAGAACGGCUUACCAUUUUCAACCCAAGAAGAACUGGAUGAAUGAUCCAAAUGCUCCCAUGUUCUAUAAGGGCGUCUACCACCUCUUCUACCAAUUCAACCCCUAUGGGGCCGUAUGGGGCAACAUUGUGUGGGCCCACGCUGUCUCGAUGGAUCUCAUCCGUUGGAUCCAUCUAAAGCCUGCCAUCUAUCCCUCCGCACCCUUUGACAUCAACGGUUGCUGGUCAGGCUCAGCCACCAUACUCCCUGAUAACACCCCUGUCAUCCUAUACACAGGGCUCAACUCUCUAAAUCAACAAGUGCAAAACUUAGCACUGCCCUUGAACCUAUCGGACCCAUUUUUGGUCGAGUGGAUCAAGCCUGUCGAGCACAAUCCAUUGAUGGUUCCGAGCCAGGGGCUCAAUGCAAGCUCGUUUAGGGACCCAACCACGGCUUGGCUAGGUAAAGAUGGACAUUGGCGUGUGCUGGUUGGCAGCAAGAGGCGAAAACGUGGCUUGGCUUUGCUUUAUAGGAGCCGGGACUUUAAGAGGUGGGUGAGGUCCCGGCAUGUGUUGCACUCGGCCCAACAGACAGGCAUGUGGGAGUGCCCCGACUUUUUCCCAGUUGCUGAGGGUGGGGUUCUAAAGGGCCUCGAUGGCUCAGCUAUGGGUGAAGAGGGGGUUAAGCACGUCUUGAAGGUAAGUUUGGAUGAUUUGAAGACUGAGUAUUAUACACUGGGGCAUUAUGUACUAGAGAAGGAUAAAUACGAGCCGGACAAGGAGUUCGUAGACUGUGGAUCCGGAUUAAGGUUUGAUUAUGGGAAGUUUUAUGCUUCAAAGACAUUUUAUGAAGGGGGAAAAGGAAGGAGAAUUUUGUGGGGGUGGAUCAAUGAGUCUGAUAGUGUGCAUGACGAUGUGAAGAAAGGGUGGUCUGGGGUCCAGGGCAUACCAAGGAGCGUGUGGUUAGAUAAAACAGGGCGACAACUGGUGCAGUGGCCUGUCGCUGAGCUAGAGACUCUACGUGGGGAGAGAGUUGACAUAAUCCAAAGGAAGCUCAACAGUGGAUCAAUUGUCGAGGUUCCUGGUGUGAAGGCUACCCAGGUGGACGUGGAAGUAACAUUCGACUUGAAGUCUAAUCCAAUGAACCAAGAAAAUGUGGAAAUUUUAGAGGAGAAAUGGUUUAACAGCCCACAACUGGCUUGUAGUGAGAUGGGAACAUCUAUGAGGAGUGGAAUUGGGCCUUUUGGUUUGUUGGUUUUGGCCUCAAAGAAUUUGGAAGAGCACACUGCUGUCUUCUUUCGAGUCUUUAAGUCUCCCUCAAGGAACAAGACCAUGGUCCUAAUGUGCAGUGACCAAAGAAGGUCUUCUCUCGGGAAAGAGCUGGACAAGACACCGUAUGGAGGCUUUGUGGAUGUUGACUUGGCUGACGGGAAGAUCUUCUUACGGACCUUGGUUGAUCAUUCCAUCGUGGAGAGCUUUGGAGGUGGUGGAAGGACUUGCAUAACUGCAAGAGUUUAUCCGGAGCUGGCCAUAGGAGAGGAUGCCCACCUUUAUGCCUUUAAUUAUGGAUCAGUUGCUAUAAAUAUUUCCAAGAUUAGUGCAUGGAAUAUGGGCUCAGCGGUGUAGUAGACCAGCAUAAAAAUUCGACAAACUCUAUGUUUGUUAUGUAAAUGGUCUUUUUAUGGGUUUCCAGUGUUAUUUUGGAUACUAUAUGCCACAACAUUGCAGAUGUAUUUAUCAAAAGAAAGAAAUGCAUUGCAAAUGUUUAUGAAUAUAUGAAGAAGAUGUAUCCAACCAUAUAAGCAUGAACACUUUGUUUAAGAGUUCUGUGAAAUGGAUUUUGGGGGAAUUUAUCGAAA
Molecule: messenger RNA, 2173 nt
Organism: Amborella trichopoda
Lineage: Eukaryota; Viridiplantae; Streptophyta; Magnoliopsida; Amborellales; Amborellaceae
Product: beta-fructofuranosidase, insoluble isoenzyme 1
Biological process (GO): carbohydrate metabolic process
Molecular function (GO): hydrolase activity, hydrolyzing O-glycosyl compounds
Source: RefSeq, a predicted model, not a curated record